CAGAAAAUUGAGCGUCUCCUUUUACAAGGAUCUGACCCUAACACGACACCGUACUUUUGCUGCAAAUCAGCUGGAAUUGUCGCAGUGAUACAGAGGUCACAACAAACCUCUCGGGUGUCCAAUAUGGGAGGAGACCACGGCCACAGCAAGCUGUCCAUGCCAGACUGGAGACAGUGGGAAACAAAAGGAACACCGCUGGAGUUCACCCAACAGAGGCUGGCUGCUAGAGGCCUGAAGGACCCAUGGGCACGCAACGAGGCGUGGAGAUACUCGGGCGGUUUUGCUAGGGCUGUGACCUUUUCUGAUGUUCUGCUGAGAGGGUUCAAAUGGGGCUUUGCUGCUUUUACUGUCGCUCUGGCAAUAGAGUACGCUGUUUUUCCUCCUAAGAAAGGAGGCCACUGAUUCUCCUCAUUGUCUCCACACAGUCUAAAAAUCUUCUGUAUUUUCUGCCAAUAAACAUGAUUUGAUUCUCACGUAGAUUUA
Oryzias latipes (Japanese medaka) is the source of this 483-nucleotide messenger RNA. RefSeq names its product peroxisomal trans-2-enoyl-CoA reductase (gene pecr). The record is from RefSeq and is a predicted model, not a curated record. Gene Ontology annotation, biological process: electron transport chain; phytol metabolic process; mitochondrial respiratory chain complex I assembly. Gene Ontology annotation, cellular component: respiratory chain complex I; mitochondrion; peroxisome. NCBI's taxonomy places the organism in Eukaryota, Metazoa, Chordata, Actinopteri, Beloniformes, Adrianichthyidae. Gene Ontology annotation, molecular function: trans-2-enoyl-CoA reductase (NADPH) activity.